Messenger RNA from Sphaeroforma arctica JP610, 2753 nucleotides. RefSeq lists its product as hypothetical. The transcript is spliced from 4 exons. The record is from RefSeq and is a predicted model, not a curated record. Bases 53 to 1270 code for a protein of 405 amino acids. Gene Ontology annotation, cellular component: cytoplasm. Lineage: Eukaryota; Ichthyosporea; Ichthyophonida. Gene Ontology annotation, biological process: tRNA N1-guanine methylation.
CGUUUAUUGGGUCCCGUCUACUGGACCAACUAACGACAGUGCGUGUUUAACUAUGGUGUGGGCUGUGGAAAUACGCAAGAGUGAGGCUGAACCAGUGCGUAAGGUGCUCCUGGACAAACAAUAUCUCGAUAAGGACUACGCCGUCAAAGCUGGCGAGGAGGGAUCAUUAUGGCUCCCUCUCAAUCUGGACAUGUAUGGACUGGGGGGUGCUCACGAACACAGCACUCAUUCAGAGAAAGCUGAACUUCUACGCGUUGAACUAGACACUCAGUGUCAAGCAGCUGUCAUGGCCAUCAGUGACAUUGACAUGCGGUACAAGAAGAAGAAAGCCACUCAGGAGGGCGUCAAGGCACAAGGCACACCAGCCAGUGUGGAAUUGGCGCUUGCCGAAAUCUUGACUGCAGAUGAAUGUGGACAGCUGAAAACAGCUAUUGAUGUAAUUGGUGACAUUGCUGUAGUUGAGGUAGAUGAUGAAACCCCGGCACGACUGCGCACAGCCCUGGGCGAUGCCGUAUUGAAGGCUAAUCCACGAAUCAAGGUUGUGCUGAAGAAGGAUGGGGGCCAUUCCGGUGCAUUCCGUAUCCAGAAAUACUCACACGUGGCUGGAGAUAAUCGCACCCUCACCACGUGUAGCGAGAACUCUAUCAGACUCACACUGGAUGUGGCGACUACGUACUACUCACCCAGGUCAUCGGCUGAGCGCAAGAGAGUCGCAGCGCUAGUGCGUGCGAAGGAACGUGUGUGUGUGAUGUUCUGUGGUGUUGGCCCGUACAUCUGUGUGAUCGGCAGGCUUAGCGCUUGCUCGAGUGUGGUAGGCGUGGAGAUGAAUACAGUGGCUGCAGAGUUUGCCAAUUUAAAUAUCAAGAAGAACAAGCUCCAAAAAACCUGUUCGGUGCUAGUUGGCGAUGUGCGUGAGGUGUUCCCGCCAGUACACAAGAGCAAUCCUUUAGUCAGUGCCGACGAAGUCAGUGAUCCCGAUUUACCUACCAACCGGAAUGUGCAUGCAAACUUCGAUCGAAUUGUCAUGCCCAUGCCGCAUAUGGGGGAUUCGUUCCUGGAUGUAGCACUGCCUCUGGUAAGUCCCGUGGGUGGGUGGCUGCAUGUGUACUACUUCAGCACAGAUGAAGAAGUCAACUUAUUCACAGAGACCAUCCCGCGCAUCAGCCUUGAGUAUGGGCGGCAGACUAUCCCGGAGAAGCCGCACCGAUGUGGCAAUCUAGGACCGAAGAUUUACAGGUGGUGCAUUGACGUACGCGUGCUUCCUAUCUAGUGCUGAGCUAUGCUACCGAGGACAUAUACACGCGUUGUCGAUUCGAUAUACAUAUGAAUACCUCCCGUUUUACCGAGUAUACACUAAACUGAUGCGGGUCGCGCUACAAAUGGUGUCUUGCCGUACGCGUGCAUCGGAAAGAAGCGCGUGGUGCUGGCGAGGGCUACCCUACAACUGCAUCGUUGAUUUAAGCGCACUUGCCAUUUCGGGCCGAGGGGUGAUGUUUAGGGUCAAGGUAGGUGAAGGUGGCAUAUCGAUAUACGCGCACCUCCACGUUGGGCGAGGAAUGAUUAUUUAGGUCAUGUGAAAGUGGCUAUAGGCGGGGCACCCAUAGAGUGACACGCAUUGCUUGUAGGACUAAAGCUCGCUGAUCCUUUAUUGCUCUAUGCGUGAUUCGCCCGUACGACCCUAUGGGUUACGCUGCAGGUGGUGUGUUAUUGGGCGCGUCCUUUGCCUUUCGCACCUAAGAUGGUGUCGAGGAUCCUUCUCUGAGCAAGCGAGUCAAAGGCUCAGUUAUUAGUCAGCACACACCGCAAGUCGUGCGGUUCAUUGUAGCAGACAACAUGGGCAUAUGACACAGCCGCACUUCGGGCCCGCAUGGGUACUGUCAGGAUGCGCAGCACACUGUUGCGCCUUGGGUUAUUCCGUGAUACUUCAACGUGCAUGCGGAUAGCUACCAUAGCAAUCACGACCAGGAACCGGCGGAUACGAUAGCAACGGUUAAUAUUAUUGCCGCAUGGUACUAUCAGAGCACGUAGCUCAUUGAUUCGUACUGAAGUAUCCUGAGUGAUCAGAUGGGAUGUCGCCACACUUGCAGAGAACUUCCUAGGCCAUUCCGCUGGAGUCCACACUCGAAUAAUACGACAGCCUUUGCCUCCAGCAGUCGGUCGGUGUGGAUGAACGCAUACGGCGAGCCAUUACCUGCGACCUAUCGCGCCUAAAUAUAUAUCACCAUGUGAGGUUGAGGGCUUCACAGUCGGGAAGAUUGCUUGUCAAUUGCUCGAUAUUUGGCAUAUAGUCCCAUUCGACUACACGCUCGUAAUUUGGCACUGCGAUGAACUGAGGUAUUCUGUUGUCUUCACGGUGUUGUAGUACAAUUGCGUUAGCCGGGUUAGUUCAUGGAUCUUAGACGAGCGACGAACUUCUCAAAACUGAGUCGCCUUGUGUCAGGCGUCAGUAGGUAUCGGCGGUUGGUAGGUAGGUAUUCGAUGCCCCCGAGAUACUGAGUCCACCGGUAAGGCUUGCCAUAUCUGGAAGAGAGGAGAAUUAAUCAGCCAAGUAACGGGCGAACUAAAUUCAUCAAGAUUUGUGAAUGAAAUCAGCUGAAAGAUUUAAUACUGUGUGUGUGCUACAAAGCGUUUCAUAUCUCACGAUCGCACGCGUUUUGUGGCAUUCUCAUACACUUCGGAGAACAGGGCAACUUACACAAGAUAACACCGCACAAUCCUAAUUACACGAAUUCAAGUUCAGCGUAGAUACGCGC